Diachasma alloeum is the source of this 1620-nucleotide messenger RNA. RefSeq lists its product as uncharacterized. Bases 71 to 1561 code for a protein of 496 amino acids. Gene Ontology annotation, molecular function: DNA binding. Gene Ontology annotation, cellular component: nucleus. The record is from RefSeq and is a predicted model, not a curated record. NCBI's taxonomy places the organism in Eukaryota, Metazoa, Arthropoda, Insecta, Hymenoptera, Braconidae. The transcript has 2 exons.
CCAUUCCGUACCUUGACGUUAGCCGAUGAGUCUAAUUCGCACAUUGAGUUCUUUGUGAUAUUAUUAUACCAUGGGCAAGGCCAAAAAAACCAAAUCCAACACUGGCUACACCGCAGAAGCUCUCCAAGGGGCUUUGGAGGCUGUGAAAACUGGGAUGGCAGUGAGUCGCGCAGCGAAGAAAUACAACAUCCCCAAGACCACUCUAUCAUACAAAAACAAGGGACUGCUCGCCCCUACUAUAAGUAGAAGAGGGCCCUCUUGCAUUCUGGGGGUCGAACACGAAAAAUCUCUCAUCCAGUGGCUGCUCGACAUGAGCCAAUGUGGUUUCCCAAUCACAAGAGAACAAUUGCUGAACAGCGUACAAAUGUUACUGAACCAACUAAAGCAAAAGGAAACAGUAUUUAAGAACAAUCGACCUGGCGCUCACUGGUACAGAGCAUUCAAAGCGCGUAACAAAACCACACUGACCGAAAAAGUUAUUCAAAAUCUGAAAGGCCGCAAAAUUUCUGCAACAGAAGCAAACCUCCGAAAAUGGUUUGCAAAUGUGAAGUCUCAGCUCGAAACUAAAGAACUAUUAGACAUCGAGGAAUCACGUGUCUUCAGUUGUGAUGAGGCAGCCAUCUAUCUCAAUCCGAAGAAUAAUAAAGCGUUACUGAGAUUGGGCGAUAAAGCAGACUACAAUUUCAUCAACAACCAUCAGAAGGAAUGUUUAACAAUGAUGAUUUGUGGAAAUGCUAAAGGACAAUUGGCUCCUCCCAUGGUGGUAUUCCCAUACUCUCGUAACAUCCCCGCAAAGAUUACAAAAGACAUUCCAAGUGAUUGGAUUGCCGGAAAAUCUGAAAAUGGUUGGGUAGAUUGCGACUCUUGUUUCGACUGGGUACGUGACCAUUUCCAUCCUUGGCUGGUGCGAAAUAACAUCAAAUUUCCGAUUGUUUUGUACUUGGAUGCUUGCACAUCUCACCUGACAUUUUCAUUAAGUAAUUUAUGUAAAAAAAAAGGAAUAAUACUCGUUGCUUUGUAUCCCCAUUCAAGCCACAUCAUCCAGCCGAUAAAUAUUGGAGUUUUUUGUCAAUUAAGCGAUGUGUGGAAGGGGAUUGUUGAUCAGUGGAGGGAGGAGCAUGAAGGAAAUCAUCUGAGACGUGAGAACUUCGCAUCAUUGCUCCAGAAAGCUAUCAGAGCGUUGGACGUGGAGAAGCUUCUGACGGAUGCCUUUAGAUCAACCGGUCUCUACCCAUUCUCUAUGGAUGCCGUAGAUUUUCGUAAAAAUUCAGUGGAUUCAUCUAGCAUUAAGCCUGAUUUUAUGGAUGUGCAAGGUACAGUGCAUGUGCCCGAGUAUUUAGCAGUUCUUGAAGAAUGUAUUGGGGAUGAACUUCUCGAGGAAUUCCGAGCAGUAGUGGGGGAUGAAUGGACUGGGCUUGAGAAGCACACAAGCCUCUUUUCGGUUUGGCAGAAGAUGACGAGAAUGAGGCUACUUGAGGAUUUCACAGGAAAAAACUUUUCGGAGAUAAAGGUUGAAGAAGAUCGUACGGAGAUGGAUUUUGAGACGGGAGAGGCUGUGUAAUUUUUUAUUUGUAUGUAGUAUUUUAUGCUGUUUGGUAAAAAUGUAUUCUUCAGUCUGAA